AUGCAAACAAUUAAAUGUGUUGUAGUAGGAGAUGGUGCUGUUGGAAAAACAUGUCUAUUAAUUAGUUAUACGACGAAUAAAUUCCCAAGUGAAUAUGUACCAACUGUAUUUGAUAAUUAUGCUGUUACGGUAAUGAUUGGUGGUGAACCAUAUACAUUAGGUUUAUUUGAUACUGCUGAUUAUGAUCGCCUCCGUCCGUUAAGUUAUCCACAAACGGAUGUAUUUUUAGUAUGCUUCAGUGUUGUUUCACCAUCAUCAUUUGAAAAUGUUCGUGAAAAAUGGGUACCAGAAAUAUCACAUCAUUGUGCUAAAACACCAUUUUUACUUGUUGGUACUCAAAUUGAUCUUCGAGAAGAUCCAAAUACAAUGGAAAAAUUACAAAAAUCACGUCAAAAACCAACAUCAUUGGAACAAGGUGAAAAAUUAGCACGAGAGCUUAAAGCGGUUAAAUAUGUUGAAUGCAGUGCAUUAACACAAAAAGGUUUAAAAAAUGUGUUUGAUGAAGCAAUAUUAGCUGCACUUGAACCACCAAAAAAAUCAAAAAAAACAACAUGUGCACUUCUAUAA
Molecule: messenger RNA, 567 nt
Organism: Rotaria sp. Silwood2
Lineage: Eukaryota; Metazoa; Rotifera; Eurotatoria; Philodinida; Philodinidae
Source: the annotation of a GenBank genome assembly